UGGGUCGCGCGGGAGGUGGCGUUACAAACCUGGACGCCCAGGGAGCUCCCAGACCAGGGGGCAUCGGAUCAGGACGCUUGGAGCCUGAGGUGGACAGAUGCUGCCCCUGGCCGGAGUCCAGAGCUUUCUCACGCCGCUGCGGGGCUGAGGCACGACUGCGUGGCUAGGAGGAGAUUCAGGUCAGCUCAGCUAAAACUUUCCACCUUCACUGGCUCAGGGGGAACGAAGCGGCCUGAGCUUCAGGGGAAAGCUCGAGAGUUUCAGGGAGGAAUAAAUGGAUUCAGGAAGCAGUAGGGGUUUGGAGAAUACAGUUAAUAAGGUCUGUCCGGAUCAGCUUGUUCCAAAGAUAAACACAAGCAAGAAAAUGUCCACCUUAGCAAACCCACCCAGUAUCCUGGAAAUGUCACAAGAGAUUAAGAAAACCUGUGGGGAUAAACAGGUAGAAAUCACAGUUGAAAGAAUAAAAAUGGCAAAGAGCAUCAAAGAAAAACAAAGCAAUGAUUUAGAGAAAGUGGCCUUUAAAAGGAAGGCAGAAGGUGAAGAAAAGCCAGCUGGAAGGAAAGAGGCAAAGAUAAUGGAACUUGACAGCCCGUUGAUGACCAUGCCUCUGCCUCACAUCCCCUUAAAGAACAUCAUGGAUGUGGAGGGGAAGUUGGUCUAUGUCGAUGAAGAGGAUGUGAGCUAUGAAUUUGUAGAAACUUUCGUGUCCACUGGGAUUCGGCCAACGUGCCAAGCUGCUGAAAUAGUAGACCCCUUGCAUGUACCUCAUUUCAGCUUUCUGCCUCAGAUUGACAAAUGGCUUCAAGUAGCCUUAAAGGAUGCCAGCUCCUGCUACAGACAAAAGAAAUAUGCCGUGGCAGCAGGACAGUUCAGAACAGCAUUGGAGCUUUGCAGCAAAGGGGCAGCUCUUGGAAAACCAUUUGAAGCCUCUGCUGAAGAUAUAGCAAGUGUGGCAAGCUUCAUUGAGACAAAGCUUGUUACGUGCUACCUACGCAUGAGGAAACCCGACCUUGCCCUGAAUCACGCGCACAGGAGCAUUGUUUUAAACCCAGCCUAUUUCCGAAAUCAUCUUCGUCAGGCAACAGUGUUUAGAUGUCUGGAGAGAUAUUCAGAAGCUGCCCGGAGUGCCAUGAUUGCUGACUACAUGUUCUGGCUCUGUGGAAGAAGUGACCAGUGUGUAAGCAAGCUCAUCAAACUGUAUUGGCAGGCUAUGCUUGAAGAAGCCAUCACCAGAGCGGAAUCUUUCUCGGUUAUGUACACACCAUUUGCAACAAAAAUAAGAGCUGAUAAAAUAGAAAAAGUAAGAGAAGUUUUCACAAAAAUUCAUCCUGCAUAUGUGGAAUAUAUCUAUACAGAUCUUCAAGGACUCCAUAUGUUGCCUCAGACAGUUGACUGGUCAUCUUUUCCUCCCCAACAAUAUCUCUUGACUCUUGGAUUCAAAAACAAAGAAGACGGGAAAUUUCUGGAAAAAAUAUCAAGUAGGAAGCUGCCAAUAUUUACAGAACAUAAAACUCCCUUCGGUCUACUGACCAGAGAAGACACAGUGAGACACAUGGAGACAAUGGGGAAGCGAAUCUUGCCAAUACUGGAUUUUAUUAGAAGCACCCAACUGAAUGGGAGUUUCUGCGCGUGCUCAGGUGUGGUGGAGAAGUUGCAGUACGCCAGCCUCCUCAGCCAGCUGCAGAGAGUAAAGGAGCAGUCCCAGGUGAUCAAUCAAGCCAUGGCGGAGCUAGCCACCAUACCCUACCUACAGGACAUCAGUCAGCAGGAGGCGGAAUUGCUGCAGUCACUAAUGGCAGAUGCUAUGGACACCCUUGAAGGAAGAAGAACCGAUAAAGAACGUGUGUGGAAUACAAUCCAAAAGGUUGGACAAAUUGAAGACUUUCUAUACCAGUUAGAGGAUAGUUUCUUAAAAACUAAAAAGCUGAGAACAGCUCGAAGGCAAAAAACAAAAAUGAAGCGGCUUCAAACUGUGCAGCAAAGCUAGUCACCAGGGAACAGGUGCUACCACCAGGACCACCCAGGAUGCAAGGGCGUCCCCCAGCCUGACUGUGACAGCCCCGUGACAAAGGCUUAAAGAGGGAAGAGGUGACACUCCCCUCGGCUCAUCUUUAGCAAAGAUGUUCUAUACUUCAUUAAUCUCGACUGGCAGCAAUAAAUGUUCUCAGCAAGUUUGUCUCGGUUCUUGUUC
Messenger RNA from Equus caballus (horse), 2191 nucleotides. It is a transcript of the gene SPATA16, whose product is annotated as spermatogenesis associated 16. Gene Ontology annotation, biological process: spermatogenesis. Lineage: Eukaryota; Metazoa; Chordata; Mammalia; Perissodactyla; Equidae. Gene Ontology annotation, molecular function: protein binding. The record is from RefSeq and is a predicted model, not a curated record. Gene Ontology annotation, cellular component: Golgi apparatus.